Messenger RNA from Sipha flava (yellow sugarcane aphid), 2318 nucleotides. RefSeq lists its product as uncharacterized. The transcript is spliced from 11 exons. Bases 476 to 2245 code for a protein of 589 amino acids. The record is from RefSeq and is a predicted model, not a curated record. NCBI's taxonomy places the organism in Eukaryota, Metazoa, Arthropoda, Insecta, Hemiptera, Aphididae.
GAUAACAAUAAAUGUGGUGAAUUUUGUAAUUUUCAUCGUAUUGUCGCGGGCUCAUACCUAAGUACGAAGUAGUGAGUACUACUGAACUACUAAUCAUUGAGCUUCGGCUCGCCAACCUGCCAAUAAGCAUUAGUUAUAUUAUUUUUUACUUUGCCAUUCCCUUCCACGGCCUCAUUGAUCAUUAACGUUCGCAUUUCAAUUUGUGCCUAUCGAUGUUCUGUAUGAAAUAAUUUUUCUUCGAUUCUCCACAGUCGACUUGGUUCGUCAAUCGAUUCCGCUAAAUUCUGUGAAUUUUCGCGUUUACAUGUCGUUAUAAUAAUAUUUGGUCCAGUUGUCAUCGCUGUCUGUCAAAGCGAGAGUCAAUUUAUAAUAUUUCAUCCGAAAAAAAUAAAAAUAAAACUUGGACCGCGCGGUGUGAUAUCGGAGAACUGCCGAACUGCAUUGUUAGACAUUGUUUGCGAUCUGUUCCAUAACCAUGGAACAAAAUGAUAAAUCUAUACUUAUUCAAUCAAAUACCGUAUUCAAAAGACAUGAUGAAUGUCUUCAAUAUCCAAAGUUAUGUAAUAAUGGCUGGGAGACUAUGUAUACAAAUUAUAUGACAAAUAUGUUAAGAGCUGUCAAUGAUUAUAGUGAAAUAAAUCGUUUGUGCUUGCUAAUUACACUUGAUUUAACAGGUAGUAAUGUAAAAUUUACCGUCCGUAAACUACGCAGAGAUAAUUUAAGAAGACCCUCUAAAGCAAUAGAAUUAUCUAGCAAUUUGAAAGACAUAUUACCAGAUGCAGAUCCUAUUUAUUUAGAUCUCGUUGGAGAAGUUUUUGUAUAUGAUGAAAAUGGUUUAAGUGAAUUCAUUGAAAAAGUUACUACAAAAAAGAAAACUUAUCCAAAAUUACAGGAAUACAAUGAUCGGAUUAAACUUAUUAGUAUUAUAAAAAGCUUAACUGAAGAUUUCCAAGUAGAGGAGUAUUUAAAAAUAUGUCCUGAUCCUAUUCAUUACUUCAAAAAUGUAAAAUUGAAUUCAAGCUCUUAUCAUCACCAAGAAUCAAUGUCUUAUUUGAGUAAAAGAUUUGAUCUUAUUUCUAUAGCUAAGCUUCGAACUUUUUUACUUAUAAAUGAAUUCAAUCUAACUGCUACAGUUGAUGCUCUAUGUAAAGAUACUAGCCACGUAUAUUUAAAGAGUAAAAGAAAAUCAUUUUUUCAAAAUGAUUAUAAAACAACAGAGAAUAUUGAAUUUUUGAAAGAAAUUGCAUUCCUUGAUCAUAAAGAUGAAAUUCUGAAUCAUAUUGAAACUAAAAAAACCAUUCAUAAAAUUAAAAUUGAAGAAGCUAAAUCUUCUGGUCAAUUAAGCACUUGCGAAUGUUGUUAUGAUGAAGAACUUUUAGCUUCUGAAGCUUAUUUCUGUCAAGCUGGUCAUAAAUUUUGUGCAUCAUGCAUUAAAAGAGGCAUUGAAGCAUAUGUUGGUAUAGGUAAAAUAGAUUUUAAGUGUUUUGCUAAUUGUAAUGAAGACUUAAAUUUAACAAUGAUUAAAAAUUUUAUUGAUGAUAAACUGUAUGAACGUAUAUUGAGAUUAAAGCAAGCCCAGGAAAUCAAAGCAGCCGAUAUUGAAGGACUGGAAACAUGUGCUUUUUGUGAUUACUCAGUUAUUUUAUCUUCCGAUCUCAAAAUCAUCAACUGUUUAAAUCCUGAUUGCAAAAAAGAAACUUGCAGGGAGUGUCGAGAAGAAAGCCAUUUUCCAUUCAAAUGUGAUCAAAUAGAAAAAACUCCGGAAGUGCAAAUUAGAACUAUGAUUGAAAACAAAAUGACUGAUGUACUUAUUAGAACUUGUUAUUACUGUAAACGGAAGUUUGUGAAGGAAGAUGGUUGUAACAAAAUGACAUGUAGUUGUGGCAAAAAAAUGUGUUAUAUAUGUAGGAAACCAGUCAAUGAUAAUUACUCUCAUUUUUACCACAGUCAUGUGAUAGAAGAUAAAUGUCCGUUGUAUACUGAUGAAAAUAUUGUUCAUACUAAGGCUGUAGAAGCAGCUGCUAGAUUAAUAAUUAACAAAAUAAAGGUGAAACAACCUGAAUUGUUAAGGAAAAUUGAUAUCAAUAAGAUUUUACCAGAACUACAAAAAACAAAUUCACCGCAUAUUUCUGCUUUAGAUGAGGAUAAAGUAGUUGCUUUGCUCAUAGGUCAGAAUGUUGAAGACGUAAAAAAUCUCCAAGAUAUGAGGACAUUGGAACCUAAAUUGAAAAAAGCUAGACGUUAAAUUAAUGAUUUCAUAAAAGUUAAAUUUGAAUCUUUUGUAAUUUUAUAAAUGUAUUUUAUAUUGAUAAGUUAAG